This is a messenger RNA of Apis florea (little honeybee), 1853 nucleotides long. RefSeq names its product mitochondrial DNA helicase (gene mtDNA-helicase). NCBI's taxonomy places the organism in Eukaryota, Metazoa, Arthropoda, Insecta, Hymenoptera, Apidae. Gene Ontology annotation, biological process: mitochondrial DNA replication. The record is from RefSeq and is a predicted model, not a curated record. Gene Ontology annotation, molecular function: single-stranded DNA binding; 5'-3' DNA helicase activity; ATP binding. Gene Ontology annotation, cellular component: mitochondrion.
AUAUAUAUAUUUAAUAUGAUAUUUAAACUAUUGUUACAAACUUAUGCCAAAAAAAUGCAACCCAUCAAAUAUUUUAUUAAUAAAAAAUAUUUUCAUAUAAAUAAUGAAAAAUUUAUAUUGAAUAUAUCACGUUUAAAACACUUUCUUAAACAACAAUGCUUAAAUAUUAAAGAAGGACAUACAUGUUUUAUAAUAGACUGUCCUAUAUGUAAUAAUUUAAAGAUGAAAUCAAAAAUUUAUAUAAAUAAAAAUACAGGAUUUUUUAUAUGUGAUAAAUGUAAAUCCAUGGGUUCCUGGAAUAUAUUGGAAAAAUUUUUAUCCUUAAAAAAAAUUAAACAAAAAAUCAAGGAACUUGAUAUAUUAAAAACUAGCUGUAGUUUAAAAGAAAAUUUUAUGGAAACAUGGAAAUAUGUAACGAGUAAUUGUCAAAGCAUACAAGAUCUAUCUGCAGAAGAAUACAAUAUUCUUCUAAAUAAUUUUUCAUUUCCUCAUGUUUUACAAAAGGAUAUGUCAAGGUUAAAUUGUUUUUAUAACAAGACAAUGAAUAUAAUAUAUUUUCCAUUAAUAGGCCUAAAUACAUCUAUAGUUGGAUAUAAAUUACUUUCAACUAAACCACAAAAGGAAGAAACAGUUCCUACUUUUGAAGUUAGUGGAUGUAUUGAAUAUAGACGAUAUCAUAGUAAAAAUAAUGAUACUGCUAUAAUUGUGAGCACAAUAGAUGAUUUACUAGCUAUAAUGUUAAAACAAUCUGCAAAUAUAAUUAUAUGUCUCCCAUAUAAUUUAAGAAGUCUACCCCAACAAUUAUUACCAUAUAUGGAAUCAUUCAAGAAGUUAAUUUUAUGGUUUGAUAAUGAUGAAGUAAGUUGGUACACUGCUAGACAUUUUGCAAAAAAGUUGAACGAGAAAAGAUGUUAUCUUAUUAGACCAACAGAUUUACAACCUCGACCAAAAUUAGCUGCUGAAAUGAAUUAUAAUUUCAAUAGUAUUCUAAAGAAUGCUCAGCCCUUAUGGCACAAAAGUAUAAUUACCUUUCAAGAUCUUAAAGAAGAAAUUUUAAUUGAUUUACAAAAUAAUGACAAAGUACAAGGAGUAAAAUGGAAAAGAUAUACAACUUUAAAUCGUAUAUUAAAAGGCCAUAGAAGAGGUGAAUUCACUAUAUUAACUGGGCCAACUGGAUGUGGUAAAACAACCUUUAUGAGUGAAUAUUCUUUAGAUUUAGCAAUGCAAGGUAUCAAUACAUUAUGGGGAAGUUUUGAAAUAAGAAAUGUAAGAUUAGUAAGAACAAUGUUACAACAAAUGGUAGGUGUACCUUUAAGUGAAAAUCUUGAAAAUUUUGAUACAUAUGCAAAUGCUUUUGAAAAAUUACCAAUUUAUUUCAUGACAUUUCAUGGUCAACAAAGUAUCAAAAUAGUAAUGGAUGCAGUUGAGCAUGCAACAUAUGUACAUGAUAUAGCUCAUGUUGUAAUUGAUAAUGUUCAAUUUAUGAUGGGAAUGACUAAUGAUUCAAAAUAUGUAGAUAGAUUUUGGAAGCAAGACGAUAUAAUAGCAAAAUUUAGAAAUUUUGCUACUGUAUACAAUUGUCAUGUAACAAUGAUAAUACAUCCACGAAAAGAACGUAGCUCUGAAGAAUUGACAACAUCAUCGAUUUUUGGAAGUGCAAAAGCAAGUCAAGAAGCAGAUAAUGUAUUAAUUAUUCAAGAUAAUAGACUUACGAGUAUUCGAGGCAAAAAAUAUUUACAAGUAGCUAAAAAUAGAUAUAGCGGUGAUUUAGGUAUUAUGGUAUUGGAUUUCGAUAAAUCAAGUCUUAGUUAUACAUCAAAAUUAAAAACUAAGGAAAAAAAGAAAUCUUAAAC